Molecule: messenger RNA, 831 nt
Organism: Heterostelium album PN500
Lineage: Eukaryota; Evosea; Eumycetozoa; Acytosteliales; Acytosteliaceae
Exons: 2
Coding region: 1-831 (276 amino acids)
Source: RefSeq, a predicted model, not a curated record
AUGAAUAGUAAUAGUAGUGGUAGUAGUAAUAACCAAGAAAUUAAAAAAGAUCUAUUGAUUAAUGUUGAUAUACAAUAUCAAUAUCCAUCGCUCCCGACUGGUUGUGAGGUGACCUCUGUCUCGAUGCUUUUAAAGCAUUGUUGUAAGGGUGAUGACAACGAUCAAGAUAGAUACUCGAAAGAGGUACUUGCAGAGCAAGUAGGAAAAGAACAAGAUCCGUGUCAGGAUCAUAUCUCAUUGGUCGGUGGCAAUCCAUAUAGGGCAUUCGUUGGCCUACCCACAUCGAAACUAUCAUUCGGAAUGUUUCAUCAACCCGUUUAUCAUCUAAUCGAUAAUCAAUUUAAUAAUAGUAAUGACAACAACAACAACAACAACAACAGUAAUUCAUUAAAAGCAAUAGAUCUAACAGAUAAAUGUAAUGAUUUGGCAAAUAUUAAAUAUCCAUUAAAAUUAAAUGAAUCAGAAGAGUAUAUAAAAAGUAGAUUGGAUCAUUUCGAAACAGAAACAACAAGUGGUAGUGAUGAUGAUGAUGAUGAAUCUGAUAUAGAAAUAUUGAAAAAUCAUUUAAAUAAAUAUAACUAUCCUAUUAUUAUAUGGAUGACAUUGGAAUUAAGAAAACCUAGUAUCACCGAUACAUGGAUCGAUGUAAACGUACCCGAGAAUGAAAUUCAUUGGGUAAGUCCAGAGCAUUGUGCAUUAUUAGUUGGUUACAAUGAAAAUGAAUUCAUUAUAAACGAUCCACAUACAGGCAAAGUAGAAUAUUACAACAAAGAUUUAUUCUUAAAAAGAUGGAGACAAAUGGGAAGACAAGCUGUUUCAAUCAUUCAAUAA